Messenger RNA from Apus apus (common swift), 4960 nucleotides. RefSeq names its product ER degradation enhancing alpha-mannosidase like protein 1 (gene EDEM1). Gene Ontology annotation, biological process: carbohydrate metabolic process; endoplasmic reticulum mannose trimming; mannose trimming involved in glycoprotein ERAD pathway. The record is from RefSeq and is a predicted model, not a curated record. Gene Ontology annotation, cellular component: endoplasmic reticulum; membrane. Gene Ontology annotation, molecular function: calcium ion binding; mannosyl-oligosaccharide 1,2-alpha-mannosidase activity. Lineage: Eukaryota; Metazoa; Chordata; Aves; Apodiformes; Apodidae. The transcript is spliced from 12 exons. Bases 42 to 1859 code for a protein of 605 amino acids.
CGGGGGCGGCGGCCUGAGGGAACGAUGCGGGCGGCGCGGCCAUGCAGUGGCGGUCGCUGCUGCUGGGGCUGCUGCUGCUGAGGCUGGGGCUGCAGGCGCUGCUGGCGCUGCUCCCCGCGCUGGCUCCGGGCUUCUGCCUGCGGCUGCGCUUCCCGUUCCCGCCGCCCGCCGCCCUCGGGCCGCCCGGCGGCUCCCGGCACUGGGGCUCGCUGCGCGGGCCGGGCGGGCCGGCGGGCGAUGAGUACGAGCGGCGGUACAGCGGGGCCUUCCCGCCGCAGCUGCGCGCCCGGCUGCGCGAUGCCGCCCGCGGCAUGUUCGUUUUCGGCUACGACAGCUACAUGCAGCACGCCUUCCCCCGCGACGAGCUCGACCCUCUCCACUGCCGGGGCCGCGGCCCCGACCGCCGCGACCCCUCCAACCUCAACAUCAACGACGUGCUGGGAAACUACUCGCUGACGCUGAUCGACGCGCUGGACACGCUGGCGGUAAUGGGAAACUCCUCGGAAUUCCAGAAAGCAGUGAAGUUGGUGAUUGACACAGUUUCAUUUGAUAAAGACUCAACGGUCCAAGUUUUUGAGGCGACAAUCAGGGUUUUGGGAAGCCUGCUUUCUGCCCACAUCAUAAUAACAGACAGCAAACAGCCUUUUGGUGAUAUGACCAUUAAGGAUUAUGAUAAUGAGCUGUUGCACAUGGCUCAUGACCUGGCAGUGAGACUACUUCCAGCCUUUGAGAACACCAAAACUGGAAUUCCAUAUCCUCGGGUCAAUCUGAAGACGGGGGUUCCUCCAGACAGCCACAAUGAAACCUGCACUGCAGGAGCUGGUUCCUUGCUGGUGGAGUUUGGUAUCCUCAGCAGGCUGCUCGGAGAUUCCACCUUCGAGUGGGUGGCCAGGAGAGCUGUCAAAGCACUCUGGAGUCUCAGGAGCAACAACACUGGACUGCUAGGAAAUGUUGUGAAUAUUCACACUGGCCACUGGGUUGGAAAGCAAAGUGGCUUGGGAGCAGGGUCGGAUUCAUUCUAUGAAUACCUUCUGAAGUCUUACAUCCUCUUUGGAGAAAAGGAAGAUUUGGAGAUGUUCAACAACGCUUAUCGGAACAUUCAGAACCACUUAAGAAGAGGCCGAGAAGCUUGCAAUGAAGGUGAAGGUGACCCUCCUUUGUAUGUUAAUGUAAACAUGUUCACAGGACAGCUGAUGAACACAUGGAUUGACUCUUUGCAAGCCUUUUUUCCUGGACUUCAGGUGUUGAUAGGAGAUGUGGAAGAUGCUAUUUGUCUCCAUGCUUUUUACUAUGCCAUAUGGAAACGAUACGGAGCCCUCCCAGAAAGGUACAACUGGCAAUUGCAAGCUCCAGAUGUGCCCUUUUACCCACUGAGGCCAGAGCUUGUGGAGUCCACAUACCUUCUUUAUCAGGCCACAAAGAACCCUUUUUACCUCCAUGUUGGAAUGGAUAUUCUACAGAGUUUGGAAAAAUAUACAAAAGCCAAGUGUGGCUAUGCUACCUUACACCAUGUUGUAGAGAAGACAAAGGAAGAUCGAAUGGAGAGCUUUUUUCUUAGUGAAACAUGUAAAUAUUUGUACCUGCUGUUUGAUGAAGAAAAUCCACUGCAUAAAUCUGGAAAUAAGUAUAUGUUUACUACUGAGGGACACAUUGUGUCUGUGGAUGAACGUUUUCGGAACUCACUGUGGCAAGACAUCCUCCCUGGAGAAGAAGACAGCACAGAAAAAAUUAAACCUAACGAGUUAAAGGCUGGCAACUUCAGUUCUAAUUGCAACAGAGUUCCUGAUGAGAGGAGGUACUUGCUGCCACUGAAGAGUAACUACAUGAGACAGAUCGAUCGAAUGGUGGGCUUGAUCUGAAUGGUUCUUCAGAGUAACUUAUUGUAUGUCAGGAGGAGCACGGGAUCUGCCUGUAGACAUUCCUCUCCUCUUCAGCUACACACCUGCACAUGCUGAGUCACUUGGGUAUCCCCCAUGCUUGUUGGUUUUCAGUUAUGGACAUGAAGGGAGAUUAGGCUGUCCUCCAAGUUCUGUCUUCCAGGCUGUGGUUUCUCCAUGUGCCACCUGAAUAGAGAUUUUUUUCUUUCAAGACCUCCUAUAAAAAAUGUUGUUGCAAAUGAAGGCUGAGUAUACUUCAGAAAAAAAGAAAAUCAAAUGGGCAUGUGCCACUUAGCUACCUCUUUGUAGCUGUAUUACAAAUGUCCCUUUAGAAAAGGGUCUAGUAUUUAAUUUGAAAUGACCUUGGGAUUUGGGAAGGAAUGGGAAAGUGCAAUUUCUUACACCAGGUUUAAUCAUUGAAUUAUUCUGACUAGCAAUACAGAACCUUAAGUUCUUCUCAGGUAGGAACCCACUGGUAAUGGGUUUUGCUGACACAAAAUCUGUGUAUCUAGAACAGUAUCUUGUGAAGGUAAGAUAACCGAUCAUACAAGAAGCUCUCAGUAUAGUCAUGACACCCCUCAUAUACACAGCUGUAUAGAACUGCAUGGUUGCAAGAGCCUGUGGAUACAAAACCAAUAAUAAAACAAAUAGGUGCCUUUUUUUGUAGGGAAUUGGGGGGAGGGAGAGAAGGGGAAAUUGCAAAGCCACUCAGCUGUCCAAACAGCUAACUUUAUGCAGCUUAGCUGAGCAGAAGUUCCAAAAGCUCCAUUGUUUGCCAUGUAUCUAGUGCCUUUUCAGGAGAGAUGUUGCUAAGAACUGGUAUAACAGUACAUGAAGAACAAACUUAUUUCACAUUCCUGACAGCAUUAAUGUGUUAGUGCCUUAAGCUUUCUUCACUAGCAGGAAAAACUCAGCUUGCUUGGGAAGGUCAAUAAAGUAUUUCUCAUCAGCUAGUUCCAAAAUCCAGUGGAUCCCAAAGUAAUGUAAAUGUAAUUUAUAUAUGAGAUAGCUUUUUUUAAAAAAAACAAACAAACAAAAAAUCACACAAAAAGAUACUGGAAGAAUAUCAGCUGCUGUGCCCUUCCCAAAGAAGCCUGGUGGGCUGGAUUUAUUCUCAGUGUCAGUAAUGGGGCUGGUGCCUCUGCACCAGACUGGGGAUGGAGUCAGUGAGAGGUCUGAGCCAGGAGCCAGUUGGUGCUGACUGUGGGGCUGUGCUGUACCUCGACUGCUCCUCCUGCUUCCAGUGAGGAAUGGUGGGAAAAUGCUGUUGCUUCAUCCCACCAUCUUGAAAUGCAGCUCAGAUACAUUUGAGGAAUAACUGUCUAUGACCUUUAAGGGAGUAAACAGUUACAUUCAGGCAGGGCUGUUGAGAGAUGGAAACAAACUGAGGCCAAAACAACUUGCUCUAAUUAGAACAGGUUGUAGGGUUUUUUCAGUGGCUCCCCAUUGCUUACAUGCUUUUUACUUUUGACUACAAUUGAAGUAGUUGAAUGUUACUGUUAGGUUAAUUGUUUUUAAAUUAAGGCUUAAAUAUAAGGGCAAACUUGAUCUGCUGUAUUUUCUCCUUUUUAUAACUGCAUUGGUUUUCAUAAACCAUGUGUUGCAAUGCAGAACAUUUCUAAUAAAUAUAAAGUUAGUGCUGAAGAGGUUAUUGUUUGUAUCUUCUAGCAUACAGAUGCAUCUCAGGGACUUCAUUGUAGAAUCUUCUGUUCCAUGGUGGGUGAAUCUUGUAUUCAGGCAAAAAAAAAAAAUCUGAGUUUUAUUGUGUGUGUUUUAAGGGGGGAGGAGGAGAUAUGUUAAGAUUUCCCAAACCAUGGCAAUAGAAUCUGUUGCCUUGAUAUUGAGGCAGCUGGCAAUUUCAGCCCCUGUAGAAUUGGCUUUGCAAACCUAUUACUGGAAUGUCUUUGUUGUCUGUUCCAAAGCAAAACAUAAAUUGAAGGUGUAACAAUCCAAAGAGGUACUGGGAGAGGUCCAAGGUACAGCUUCUUAAGCAGUGGGUGUUGCCUGGGCAUGCAGCUGUGCUUCAGUCUGUAACCAUGCACAGAAGGGCAGGAGGAUGUACUAGGGGAGGCUUCCUGCCAGCUGUGGGAGGCAGAAAGCAAAGAUGUCUGAGCUUUGUGAAGUGCUGCAUCUGGGCCAGGGCUGCUGAUUGCAGCUCUGUAGUGAGAGAUGCUGGGCAGCAGGGAGGGGGAAGCCAAGCUGCACAUUCCACAACACAGCCUGUGCCAGGGUGUCUUUGCCCUGGGUGUACUGGUGGCUGCUUCUGGUAGUAGCUUUUCCCUGGCUGGCAGUUUGGCUCUUUGGAUGUGCAUUAUAUACCUUGCAGUUGCCUCAGUGUUUUGUGCCUUCUGAAGCACCUGAACCCUGCUAAGGGUUCCAACCCAGUGUUAUGCACAGAAAUCUGUUCCAGGGUAUUCCUCAGAGAAUCAAACAACUGUAAUGAAGUUGCACAACGGUUCUGCCACCAUGUGUUUUUCCCUCUGGUGUAUGGCCAGAAGCAGAGUGAGAGGUAGCUGCAGAAUGGGAACAGUGUGGGCAGGUAUUGCAGCCCUCAGUGACUUGCACCCUUAAUGACAGUGCCAAAUACUGUAUGGUCAGCUUCUCGUUAGCAGCAGCAUUGGAGUUUGUGUUGGUAAGGUGAUCUGACAGGCAUCUGUCCGUAGGAAUGGGUUUUAUCUACCAGGAGACUGGUGCUGGCUGCGUGGCAGAAGGCUUUGUGUUCUUGAAGGAGCCAAUUUUUCUUCCUCUUUGUUUUAAAAAUGCUUUGAUACAUUUUUAUUCUGUAAUGACAGGGCACAUGUUAUGGACUAAACUGAAAACUUUUGUAUUAGUCAAUGAUAUCAAGAUGAAAUUGAUAACACUGCUGGAAUAACUUGCUGAAACAGACUUUUGUAUUUCUUGGUAUAAUGUGCAAUAUCCAUUUUUCCUAAUUAAAAAUGCUUGAUUGUUGUUUUUCCAUGAAGUAUUUAAUUGAUAAUGGGAAAUUUUUAAGAGGACCAAAUGCUCUUUCGUGAAAUGUCCUAAAUUUUCAAAACUGAGCUUAAACUUUACAAAUCUGCAUUAAAAAAUGGUGUAUUUGACCA